Knipowitschia caucasica is the source of this 1074-nucleotide messenger RNA. The record is from the annotation of a GenBank genome assembly. Lineage: Eukaryota; Metazoa; Chordata; Actinopteri; Gobiiformes; Gobiidae.
AUGAGGGAAGUUCCCCGUAGAUCCCCACCCAGACCCCCACCCAAUAUACAAGAGGACUCACCAGUAAGACAGGCGGCGCCCCCACACAUGGCCAGGUCUAUCCGCCUCAUUUACAGGACCCUGCAACUGACCCACCAUCUGUCCUGCCUGUCAGAUGAACACGGGGCGAAAGGCAAGGAGAGGAUCCAUAGUCUGGCAAAUGACCUUAAAAGCAUGAUCAAACCCGCAGCCCUUAAUGAGACGACAAGACAACUGUUGAAUGAAAAUGCACGCACCUGGGGACAAGAAACCAUUAAAAUUCUCAAAACACACUACGAAACAGAGAUAAAAUACAACGUGGACCAAAUGGAUAGCAUCGUGGACCAUGACUGGGUGGAUGCAUUCAUGGUAGCCAAGAGAUGGGCCAAAAACAGUCUGCCUAGGAUCAAACAGACCACAUUACAGCAAGUAGAGGACCUAAUUCUGGAUGGGGCCUGUUUUAAGAGAAACCCAAUCGAACUGGACAUGAGCACACUGACUGAAAACACUCCCGACCCCUCUAAAAACUCACCUACCGCCCAAGAACGUGGGGACGAGGCUAAUACACCAGUUAGAAGGAGGGGCACAGGAGUGAGCUUCCCCCAGGACUCCUCCACACAGCCGCCCCCGGAGCCCACAACCAGCUCGCCCGGGCCUUCGCAACGGGAACCACGCUCGGAGCUAAGUGAUCGCACCGACGCUGACCCCCCGCCAGCACUGCAAGCAAACUUUGACCUGGAGCCAGCCACAGACUCGGACACGGAUGAGGAAGAGGGAAGCCAAGUCUACAAAAUAGAAAAACAUAAGGUUACCAACAGGAAGAAGGAGGACUGGUCCUUGAGAGUGACCAGGCCCGUUUUGAUCCUGGGAGAUUCUAAUGUCGCCAGGAUCAAGGAUCACACCUUUCCCUUCCUUCAAAUCGACAGCUUUCCCGGAGCCAAUCUACUUCACGCGACAGAACUCCUCAGGAACACACCAAAUCAGCCCCAAGUAGAGCGUGGUCCUCUCCUUUGGGCUGAACAACAGACAGCAAAAACAGAGCGAGACAGGCAUUAA